Messenger RNA from Epithele typhae, 456 nucleotides. RefSeq lists its product as uncharacterized. The coding region runs from base 1 to 456 and encodes 151 amino acids. The record is from RefSeq and is a predicted model, not a curated record. Lineage: Eukaryota; Fungi; Basidiomycota; Agaricomycetes; Polyporales; Epitheliaceae. Gene Ontology annotation, molecular function: transmembrane transporter activity. The transcript has 4 exons. Gene Ontology annotation, cellular component: membrane.
AUGUCCAGUACGGAGAAGGUCUCAACUUCCGACCAGGAGGUCCCACACCUCCCGCAGGUGGAUCAUGAAGCAGUCACUCAAGAUGAGAAGGCUACUCCCGCGGAAGAGAAGCAUCUGGUGAGAAGGCUCGACGAGCGGAUCAUGCCUUUCAUCUGCUUCUUGUUUCUGUGCUCCUAUCUCGACCGAGUGAAUUUGGGCAACGCACGGCUGCAAGGCCUCCCUCAAGAUAUCCUUGGUGGUGACCCCACUGGCGUUUUGUUUGACUGGGCCAGCUCCGCAUUCUAUUUCUCAUUCAUUAUGUGCCCCGUGCCCCUCACAGUACUUUUCAAACUCUGCCCGCCUCGAGUUUGGUUCUGUUUCGUUGCUGUGGGGUGGGGAGUUUGUGCUGUCCUCACGGCGACGUCCUUCAACUUUGCUGGCGUGCUCGUCUCCCGCAUCGCUCUAGGCGUAUCCUAG